CUAUCACAAGAAAGAAGAAACGCAGCGAAAAUAGUAAAGCAGCAGCCAAAAGAAUCGUAAUUUUUUUUUCCGCUGAAAAGUCGCUUUUUUGCGGGACAUUCCUGGCUGGAAAAGUGGCCACUUGGGUGCGUGACCGCGAGCAGGUACGGUUUUGCGAACUUUACGGACGCUUUUGGAUGUGGACGCGGCAAGCUUGGCCAUGAUCAACCAGGUUACGGUGGAAGCGUUGCACUCGGCCAACUACGUGGAAAAUUAUCUGGACUCGGUGGAGAACCUGCCGGACGAUGUGCAGCGGCACCUGUCCCGCAUCCGGGAGAUUGACGUGCUGUACCGGAACCAUCUGCGUGACGUGAGCAUCUACUACGAGCAGUGGAACGGGGCGAACGGGACGGGAGCGGUGGUGAAUGGUGGUGGUGGUGGCGCCGGAAGUGACUCGUCGUCGACGGACCAGCUGAGUCAGGCGACGAAGCGUGCCAUCGUGCGGAUGCAGCAGGGCCUGAUUGCGGCCCAGGAGCUGGGGGAUGAAAAGUUGCAGAUUGUGCAGCACCUGCAGGAUCUGAUUGACCACAAGACGCGCACGCUGGACCAGGACUUUAAGAAUCUGGGCAGUGAUUUCUUCUCGCGGUUGGACUACGGUCGGGAGGAGAAGAUGUCGGUUGAGCAGCAGCAGCAGCAGCAGAAGGAGAUCCGGACGGCAAGUCCGGCUUGUUCUCCGAACAACAACAGCGCUAGUAACGUGAGCGCCAUUGCGUCUCCGUCGGCCGCGUUUGCGGCGUCGUCGUCCACCGGGAACGGUCCGAGUGGGGUGGGUUCGGGGGGAAAUGGUGGUGGUGAUAGCUCUUCCGUGGGUGGUGCUUCCGGAGGGUAUUCGUCGGGUGGGGGGAAUGCAAACGGGAACAAUGGGGGAGGAUCCGGCGGAAAUGGUUCCGGAGCGGCUGGGAGUGGAGUUGGAGGAGGAAGCGCGAGCAGUGGCAACGGGAAUGGUGGGACUGAGCGGGGAUCGAAGCGUGCCCGGCGAACGCGGAACGAACAGACCGGGGGAAGCGCGAACAACGGAUCGAGCACACCGAACUCCACUUCCGGCGCGAUGGAGGUUGACCCGAUCGACACGAGCAAUAUCAAGCAGGAGGACGUUGUGGGCCAGGCUGCGUCCGGUGGAAAUGGCGGCGGAGGAACUCCUGGGAGCGGUGGAGCGGGCGCUGGAAAGGCGACGAGUUCGGGAAGCGGUUCAGCAGCAGGAGGAAAUGGUGGUGGCGCUGGGGGAAGCGGAAGUGGCGCAGCUGGCAGCAGUGGACAGUCCACCGGUGGUGGUGCCGGAGGUCAGGGCAAAAGGGCGCAGCGGCGGCCGGUGGCAAAAGAAGAAGCGAAAGACCGGCGGGCGGGGACAGGCCCGGAAGCACGCGAGGACACUCCGCCACCCGAGGAAACCAUCGAUCCGGACGAGCCAACGUACUGUCUGUGUGAUCAGAUCUCCUUCGGCGAGAUGAUCCUCUGUGAUAACGAUCUGUGCCCGAUCGAGUGGUUCCACUUUAGCUGCGUGGCGCUCAUGUCCAAGCCGAAGGGCAAGUGGUUCUGUCCCAACUGCCGCGGCGACCGGCCCAACGUGAUGAAACCGAAGGCCCAGUUCCUGAAGGAGCUCGAGCGGUACAACAAGGAAAAGGAGGAGAAGACCUAAAGCUUCGGCUUCUUCAGCUACUGCUGCUGAUUUCUAGACUGUAAGACAGGACCGAAAAACUGUUUCAAGUUUUGCGCUAUUUCCCGCUCGACUGGUUCGUUUGAUCUUUUUUUUGUUCCCCAAAACCAAUUACAACGAACGGAGCAAUGGGGAGGGUGAGCGAUCUAGAACAUUAAUUUAAUCAUUUCAUUUUAUGUAUUUUAAAGUUUUUAUUGAAUUAACUUUGGCACUAAGGUUACACACUCAUCGCCGUACGGAAUCAUUGUUUUUUAGAGAGAGAGAAAGCUUAGUUAUUAAGCUUCCCUUUUUUGUACUGUUCAGUUCAGCAGGGUUCGUUUCCUCAAUUUCCAACGACGCAAGUCUUCGCCACUUAAUACACUGUGUAUUUAUGAUUUAAAACAAAAAGAGAGAACCUGUUUCAAACCUAACGAGUAAGACAAAUUUUAACAACGCGAAAAAAAGUACACACUUUUGGGAAAUACAAAUUAAAUCACACAAACAAAUUCGGAACCCGUAGAAAAAAUUAUAUUGUACUAAGCGCGCGAGAGUAAGAGAAAAAUAAAACCACAUGAUUUGACUAGAAU
This is a messenger RNA of Culex quinquefasciatus (southern house mosquito), 2259 nucleotides long. Its product is annotated as inhibitor of growth protein 1 homolog. NCBI's taxonomy places the organism in Eukaryota, Metazoa, Arthropoda, Insecta, Diptera, Culicidae. Gene Ontology annotation, biological process: positive regulation of DNA-templated transcription. The transcript has 2 exons. The record is from RefSeq and is a predicted model, not a curated record. The coding region runs from base 200 to 1675 and encodes 491 amino acids. Gene Ontology annotation, cellular component: nucleus.